Plasmodium cynomolgi strain B is the source of this 1888-nucleotide messenger RNA. Its product is annotated as thioredoxin reductase 2. Gene Ontology annotation, cellular component: cytosol; mitochondrion. Gene Ontology annotation, molecular function: thioredoxin-disulfide reductase (NADPH) activity; flavin adenine dinucleotide binding; glutathione-disulfide reductase (NADPH) activity. The record is from RefSeq and is a predicted model, not a curated record. Lineage: Eukaryota; Apicomplexa; Aconoidasida; Haemosporida; Plasmodiidae. The annotation marks the transcript as partial. The transcript has a single exon. Gene Ontology annotation, biological process: cellular response to oxidative stress; cell redox homeostasis; glutathione metabolic process.
AACAGAGAGAAGUAUGAACAAGGCUCUUGCCAGCCUGGCCAUAUCGCCCAUUAAGCUAGAAGCAUCGGAGCAUCUCUUUGUGAAAAAGGUGCGACUUUUUCUGAAUAGCAGUGGACUCCCCCGAGAAAGUAUCACCCCCCGGAGGGCCAUCCCAUCAUUGAGGCAUCAAGUAACAUCCCCAAGUUGGCACAUUAAGUCCCCUCAGAGGAGGAACUUCGCCGAAGUGUUUUUCAAACCAACGAUGAGUGGCACAGAGAGUGAGAAAAAAAAGUACGGACAUAUGUUGGCGGAAGGGGAGGAACCCCCAGGAGGGAAGGGCUUAUUGGAGAAGGAAGCGCACUCCAAGGAAAGUAACAACUACGAAUGUAAAUCCGACUACGACUAUGACUAUGUGGUGAUCGGGGGAGGCCCUGGCGGAAUGGCAUCCGCGAAGGAGGCAGCAGCGCACGGAGCGAAGGUACUCCUGUUCGAUUACGUGAAGCCAAGUAACAAAGGAACCAAGUGGGGGAUAGGAGGGACAUGCGUGAACGUAGGAUGUGUGCCAAAAAAGUUGAUGCAUUACGCAGGAAAUAUGGGUAGCCUUUUCAAGUUAGACUCUACUCCAUACGGUUGGUCUUGUAACGAUUUAAGUCACAGCUGGGUAAAGCUAGUUACCACGGUUCAGUCUCAUAUACGCUCCCUAAAUUUUAGCUACAUGACAGGACUCAGAUCAUCUAAGGUAAAGUAUAUUAACGGAUUAGCUACCCUAAAGGAUAAACACACCGUGUCGUAUUACCUAAAGGGAGACUUAUCAAAGGAAGAGUCCAUCACAGCUAAGUACAUUCUCAUCGCAACUGGGUGUAGACCACAUAUCCCGGAGGACGUGGAAGGUGCAAAAGAACUUAGCAUAACAUCCGAUGAUAUUUUUUCUAUGAAGAAGAGUCCAGGAAAAACACUAAUCGUUGGAGCAUCCUAUGUUGCUUUGGAGUGUGCAGGGUUUUUGAACUCAUUAGGGUACGAUGUCACUGUUGCGGUGAGGUCCAUAGUACUUCGAGGGUUCGAUUCUCAGUGUGCACUCAAGGUAAAGAAUUACAUGGAGGAGCAGGGAGUGCUCUUCAAAAAUGGAGUUCUUCCAAAGAAGUUAACCAAAAUGGAGGAAGAAAAAAUAUCCGUCCUUUUCAGCGAUGGCACUAGUGAACUGUUUGACACCGUCCUGUACGCAACAGGAAGGAAAGGAGAUAUAGACAUGCUGAACCUGGAUCAGUUAAAAAUCCAAGUCAAUAAAAAUAUGAACAAAAUUGUUACCAAUCAGAUUAGCUGCACCAACGUUCCCAAUAUCUUUGCCGUGGGAGACGUCGCUGUAGACGUCCCUGAGUUAGCUCCUGUAGCUAUCAAAGCGGGGGAAAUACUAGCCAGGAGGUUAUUUAACCAAUCGAAAGAAAUCAUGGAUUAUACGUUCAUACCGACGUCUAUUUAUACCCCCAUCGAGUAUGGAGCCUGUGGUUACUCAGAAGAAAAGGCAUACGAAGUGUUUGGUAAAUCCAAUGUUGAAGUAUUCCUUCAGGAAUUUAAUAACUUAGAGAUAUCUGCUGUGCAUAGAGAGAAACAUGUUCGAGCUCAGAAGGAUCAGUAUGACACAGAUGUGAGUAGCACCUGCUUGGCCAAGCUCGUUUGCUUAAAGAGUGAGGACAACCGAGUCGUUGGAUUUCACUAUGUGGGUCCUAAUGCUGGGGAAAUUACUCAGGGUAUGGCUCUCGCGUUGAGACUGAAGGCUAAGAAGAGCGAUUUUGACAACUGCGUGGGAAUUCACCCCACGGAUGCAGAGUCGUUCAUGAACCUCACCAUCACGCGCUCGUCCGGCUUGUCCUUUGCCGCCAAGGGGGGCUGCGGAGGGGGAAAGUGCGGCUAG